This is a messenger RNA of Anolis carolinensis (green anole), 10271 nucleotides long. RefSeq names its product waprin-Enh1-like. NCBI's taxonomy places the organism in Eukaryota, Metazoa, Chordata, Lepidosauria, Squamata, Anolidae. The record is from RefSeq and is a predicted model, not a curated record. Gene Ontology annotation, cellular component: extracellular region. The coding region runs from base 6407 to 7048 and encodes 213 amino acids. Gene Ontology annotation, molecular function: serine-type endopeptidase inhibitor activity. The transcript has 8 exons.
CAAUUCUCAAAGGGCCAGAAUAAAGAGGCAUGUUAUCCAAUGGCAUUAGGUUUGGCACUACACACACAUAUUCUUACCGAUCAGUGCUCAUCCUGCCUUGAGGCAAAGUGAGGCAGUUGCCUCAGGAAAGGAAAGCAGGGAGGGAUAGGAAAAUGCUGGUGGACAGAGGUGUCCGUUGGCUUGUCUUUCAUCCCUCUCAUUGACUUUCAUCCCCUGUCCUAUCUUUGUUCCUUUGUAAAGCAUUCUAGAAAUAAAUGAAAGUGUCUGGACUGCAGUAGAAACAGACAAUAUGAGAAUAAUCAGAGCAUUUGAUGCUGUUUUCCUUUUGCUGUCCUUAGAGAAUCUGAGAAAUGCGUAAACAAGUGCAUUGGAAACUACACCUGAGAGUGUGCCCAAAUAGUUACUUUUAAAAAUAACUCUCUUUUUUAUAUAUUUUAUCCAUCUGGUACAAAAUGUAGCCUUUUCAGUCCCCAAGACUGCAAUCCUAUUCAUAUUAGUCCUGUUGAAGAAAAUGACACUGAUUUAAAAACUCAUCACACUGUUCUUUUUUAGCAUCCUAGGACACUAAAGGGACAGUCCAUCAAUGGAAAAGAAUGCUGCCCAUCACACAACAUUGCUGGACUUAUAUUGGCAUUUUUGUAGUCUGAAAUGGACCUAACUGCUUUCUUAUGGAGUCAUCUAUUGUAAAUUAUUUUUCAUGCAAAAACACAAGCUUUCCUACAUUCUUCUGAAAAUGCUUUUGCAGACAGCCAUUUGAAGUUGUAUUGCCAUGUUAUAAAAAUGAAAAUCUAUUGGUGGACUUUCUGGUUAUAUAGAUAAGUAAAUCCCCAAUGAACAUGAAUGGUAACUACUGGUUUAGCUAUGAUAGUACCUUAAAAAAGAUACUCUGCCUGACGUUCUCUUUUUGCUCCUCCAAAUGUUCACCUGCUGCUGUCCCUAAUAAUUGGACUCAUGGAUGUUAUGUGUCAUAACAACAUUUGAAGGACCAAAAAUUUCUCUAGUAUUAUACUUUUGAUGUGGCAGUUACAAUCCAAUUGCAGUAGCUGGAGGGUGUCUCUGUAAUGACUCAAAAGAAAUUUCACAAUUUCAAGAAAGUAACAUGAAUUGGUCUAUAUGAAUUUGACAGCAGAAAACAAAAACCCAGAGCCAAACGAUUUUGCAGCUACAUAUGCCUUUAACUUUUGAAGUUCAAUUUUGUUCUGAGAAACCUCAAAAGCUCACUUAAUCUAAUCCUCUGUCAAGUUAGGAAAACUAUAGAAUCCCUGAUGGUCCCUUCUUUUUCUUUUAAUACAAUUGCUGAUGAAGUCUGUGUCAAAUAGCUUGAGGUUCUCCUGAACUCAGCACAAUAUGUUCCCAAAUAAAUAUAUACAGGAUGUGUCACCACAAAUACAUAUGCAUGUGUAGAAGAAUUCAUAGAAGCAUGACUGUGUUUAACAGAAACAACCCUGAUUUGUCCUUAGCAAAAUUUUGUCUGUCUGGGAAGUUAAGCAGCGAAAGGCUUAGUUAGUACUUGGGUGGGAGACCUAGGGGAAAAUCUUGCUCAAAACCUCAGACAGCAGUUUCCAGUCCAAGUUGACAAUGUUGGACUAAAUGGCUAGGUAGUCUAAUUCAGAAUAAGAUAUUUUCCUAAGUUCCAUUUCAGAGAGAUCUGAGAGGCCUGCUUCAUAAAAUUUAGCUGAAAUUUCCUCUCUUGGGAAAUGCUGGGAAAUAAACUAGUUCCCCUACCCAACUUCUUGUUCCUGUACCCCAAGGUUUGGGACAAUUGGAGUUUUUGACUCUGUUGAUGAAUGAGAGCUUGUGAAAGGAGCUGGCUACUAUGAAAAGGCAUAGACUUUUCACCCACAUUCAGAACAAUCCUUGUUUUCACAGGUGAAAUACUGAAUAGAGCAUUAAUUUAUUUAUUUACUUAUUUAUUUACAGUAUUUAUAUUCCGCCCUUCUCACCCCGAAGGGGACUCAGGGCGGAUCACAUUAUAACACACAUAGGGCAAACAUUCAAUGCCCAUAAACACAUCAAACAGAGACUGAGAGACACACACGCAGAGGCAAGUUAACUUUCUUCUGAGGGGAUGUUCGAUUCUGGCCACAGGGGGGAGCAGCUGCUUCAUCAUUCACACUGACGGCACUUCCUCAUACCAGGUCGUAAAUUAGUUAAUCUUGCCUCCCCACUUUUAUUAGUGGUACCUUAUCUCCUACUUGAUAGAUGCAACUAUCUUUCGGGUUGCUAGGUCAGCAACGAGCAGGGGCUAUUUUUUAUUUUUAAUUGACGGGUGCUCACCCCGCCACGGGCUGGCCUCGAACUCAUGACCUCAUGGUCAGAGUGAUUUAAGGCAGCUGCUCAACAGCUGCGCCACAGCCCGGCCCAUUAAAUCCCCAUAAUGUGGAAUUGAUAGUGUUGGUUGACCAUGCCACACACAUUGACCUCUCAGUCUCACUCAGGGGAAGAAGAGAAGAAAUCCAGAGAGCCUAAGUUGUAUAGGCAUAUUGUUGGGAUCCCUGAAUGAAAUAAUUCAUAUAUUGCACAAAAUGAAAAUAAAUUACAUUUCUGCUUUAACAGAAGAACAAACAGAGAAAGUAAACUCAAACCUAAAGUGAAUGGUGUGAAUAAACAUUUAUGAACAUUUGCCUAUUUUGCAACAAUCUGUUCUUUGUCCCUUGUUCCCUUUUGAAACGUGUACGAAUGCUUCUAGAGCCAUAUACAUUUUAGUAAGGCAUUAUGUGUAGUGGUGGCAAAAAUAAGAACAAUAAAAAAGAUUUGGGGUGGAAAUCCUUGAACACAAACAUGUAAGUGUUAAACCUGAUGAAACCAUGUUAAAAAAGAGUGUGAGAAUGCCUCUGAGUGUGUGGAAAGUGCUUUCUUUUCUCCACUAGAUACUCAGCAGGCAUCCUCCACACAUCCCAGGGUAUAAAGUAUGAUUUGAAGAUUUGAAGUAUCAGAUUCAUUUUUUAAGUAAACAUAAAUGAAUCCAUGUAUCAGUAUCAGUUUAAUAGGCUUUCACUAAUAAACCCAUUUCAUCCAGUUCCCAUGUAGACUAUGUCUUUAAAUAAGAAAAAAGGCCAAAUAUGCACUUUUAUUUUGGUUUGCAGUUUCCCUUAGUAUGCAUAUUUUAAUGUAUAAAUACCUCUACUGUAAGCAAAUACUGACUACUAUAAUUUAUAAGGGAGGCUCCCUGCUGUUUAUGCCAUCCUGCGGAGUUGCUUUGUAGUGGUGCCAAACAUCUAGAUUAUGACAUACACACCUCCGCACACUUUUCAAUACAUUAAGCAUAAACAAUUAUCUGCUUUUUGAAUCGAUUAAAAACCUAAUUGUCCAUUAGGGCUGAUUGCAAUUAAUACGUUACUUAAAGGUCCUUCAAGCCUUAUUCUAUGGGAUAUUGUAAUUCCAGCAUUAUUCUAAACCACAUAGGAAUUGCUUAAGUAAAUAUCUUUAUUAAUCUUUUAAAUUAAUUAUCCACUCACUCAACCAACCAACUAGCAACCAAUCAAUAAUCUUUGAAGCUCUCUGUGCAAUUAUUUUUUAGUUUUCACCUUCAUUAAAAGAAAUAUCACCAUAUAACAUUUGGAAUUUGAUAGUGGACAUGGCAGAAAUUAGGAGUCAUUUCUAUGCCAAAUGUGGUUCUUCUUUCCUCCUUUAUCUCCAUCAUCAUCCAUUUUUUUUCAAAGUGACUAUGUAUUUUCCACAGGUAUAUGCAUAAAUAGCUUCAUAAAUAUCAGGGAAUCCUUCUUGCCCUUCCAAAGAUGCCACUGGGACAAGGCAAUCUGAUAUUGUGGAGAUUUUAAACUCUUUGGAAUAUGGAGAAUCCUGUUCCAGGAGAACAAUUACUUGUAAAGAAGAGAUUUCUAACAUCUGAUAGCAUUAUAUUGAUUCAGACUCUUGGCUUAUCCAGGCCAAUGUUGUCAAUUCUGAUAUGUCUUCAAGGUUUGAAUAGGAUGUUUUCAUCUUGCAACCUGAAGACUCUGGUGGUUUUUCCUGGUGGUCUCCUUUCCAGUAUUAUCCUAACUCUUUCACCCCUGAAACUAGACCAGGUCAGGUAUUUUUAGACAGAUAUUACACAGUCUCUCUCUCACACACAACACUCCAGUUCCAUAUAGCUUCCAAAGGUGGCCCUGCAUAAAGAGCAUAGCAGUAGCCCAGUUAAACUCAGAUAUCGGAAAUGCACAGACCUGAGGAUACUGCUAAACUACAGUUUCCACCAUCCUUGUUCACUGUUCAUAUAGUCUGGAACGGAUGGGAGUUGGAGCCUAAUAACAUCUGGAGAGCCAAGCGGCCCAAAACUGAAGUAAUAAAAACUCCCUUCAGGUGUUACCCUCCACAUCUCCAAAUAAUUUAUGGGGCCAUACACAAUGGCUCCUGUAUCAUUAUUUCUGUCACUCGAGCACUGACCUUGAGAAAUGGAAGAACUAGAAAGCACACCUUUUGGAAAUAAACUUCCCAGAUUUGCUAGUGCUGGCUAUGGGAUUCUGUGAUCUGUAUUCCAAAAGUAACUUUUCUGAGUUCUGGAGAGGACUGAAGUGGGAAGCUGUGUGUGUUCAGGAAAGGCUGCAAAAAUUACUUUUUUGGACUACAACUUCCAGAAAUAUCCUGACCACUAGCUAUGCUUACCGGACAAUGGUGAAACAUGUAGUCGAAAGAAAUAAUGUUUGGAUUCUCUGGUUCAGUGGUACAUAAGAGGUUUCCUUUGAAUCGCACAAGCAGGUUGGCCACUGGAAGGUGGGUUUAGCAACAAUUUCAUUUUGAUUUUCUUCAAUUAGGACCUUAAAGAUGAAAAAGAUGUUCUCCAUACUUUUUAGAUAGAGUUUAACAUGCUAUGGUUUCUUUCACAUUGUCAGCUUUCAUGAACUGCUAUCAAUUUGAAUUUAACUCCAUUAAACUUUCAUGCUGAUUUUUUGUGCAUGGCUCCCAAUCACAUGAAGAGUUUUCUUGUGUGCGGUUGAAUUAGAGAUCAAGACUAAUCCUUUUAUGACUACACCUUCCAGAAUUCCCUGGCCAACAUGACCAGGUUCAGUGCUGGCUGAAACAUUUGGGUAUUUGUAGUCCAAAAAUGUAACAUUUCCAAUCUGAGGCAUGAAAUCUGCAUCACCUUUCUCAAAUUUCCAUAGGUUAUUUUUAAUUCAGAAAUAUUGUACUCAAAUAUUACUACAGUAGAUUCUCACUUAUCCAGCCUUUGCUCAUCCAACAUUCUGUAUUAUCCAACUCAGUCUGCCUUUUAGUAGUCAAUGUUUUUGUAGUCAAUGUUUUCAAUACAUUGCGAUGUUUUGGUGCUAAAUUCGUAAAUACAGUAAUUACUACAUAAUGUUACCAUGUAUUGAACUGCCUUUUCUGUCAAUUUGUUGUAAAACACGAUGUUUUGGUGCUUAAUUAGUAAAAUCAUAAUGUAAUUUGAUGAUUAAUAGGCUUUUCCUUAAUCCCUCCUUAUUAACCAACAUUUUCACUUAUCCAAAGUUCUGCCGGCCCAUUUAUGUUGGAUAAGCGAGACUCUACUGUAUAACAUUUAAAAGGUGCUAUGGCCUGAUCAUUUAUUUCCUACUGCUCUCAGUGUCAGGAAGUCAUGAUUUGCAAAGACACUGUGCUAUAUGUAUGUUAACUGGAAAAUGAAGUGCAUGAAGCUGAUUGGUUGAGCCUGCAAAUACCUGGGAAUUGAUUUGAAACUGUUUCUGUUCUGUUGCUGUAGAACGAGUUUGAACAAGUUUUUUUCAGUGCUGACAGAGUACUGCAGAAGAAGAGAAUGGUGUACUCAGAGAGGCCUUGCUAUUUUUGAGGCCUGUUUGCUGCUGAUAAAAGAGGGUGAAGAACCAGGACUGUAUUCUUCUCUGAAGCAGAUUUCUGGACUGAGAAAGGACUGUUUAUGACUGUGGACUUCUGUAAGCAAUCAGAGGGACCAUUAUGAAUACCACUGUUCUUUUGAUCUCUUGGGAUUACUACAGUUCCUGUAUUUAUUUUCUUUGUUCUGAAAACCUGAGUGGUACGUUAUUGUUCUGCGGAUGACUCUGGGUCGUGGGCACACGUAAGAGCUCCCAUUUAUCAUCACCAAUCCGCAAUAAGGAAGCAGUUGGGUGUGGCUCAUUUUUGCUCUUUGUAUGAUGCAAGCUCCACCCAGUUGUCAUUCCGGGGUGGUUGGUUUUCUUCAUGUGUUACGGCAUAUGGCUAUAAUUUGAGUGUAACACAAUGAUCUUUGUAUGGGAAGCUGGGUGUGCACACAUCUUGGGAAUGUAAUUCUUUCUGUUCUUGCAAUGUGGCAUUCAUUCUGUGAAGAUGGGGCAAUACAGUUUUUGAAAUCAGAAAUGCUUAACAUUUGAUUUGUUGAAGAGGAGCAAUGUUAUGACCUAGCAGGUCAUCCCUAGAAUGCAUCCUUUAAAAACCAGGCUUGUUCAGUUGUUGAUACACAGAUGUGUUUCUUGAGGUAGCCAUGAAGGCUUUGAUGGCAUGUCUCCUUGUCGGGCUUUUAGCCCUUUGGAUGGAAUUUCCCUCCACAAUUGCAGUGCAAAUUCCACAAGAGAAACUUGGGAUUUGCCCCCGCAAUCCCUUCCGUUGCACUAUACCAGGGCAUAACAUGUGUAACAAUGACUAUGACUGUGAAGGAAGGCAAAAAUGCUGUUACUUUAACUGUGGCAAGAUCUGCAGAAAUCCACAAGGGCUCACACUGGUUCCUGAGGUCACCAUGAAGAGACUGACGGCUUUCCUCCUUGUGGGUCUUCUAGUUUUCGGGGUAGAAUUACCUUCCAGCACUUGUUACAGAGUUCCACUAGAGUUUUAUCGGUUUUGCCAUGGAAAUCCAUUUUAUUGCUCUAUACCAGGAAUCAUGCAUCGCUGCAGACAUGACUAUGACUGCCCACAAAACCUCAGAUGCUGUAACUACCGUUGUGGCAGAAGCUGCAGAAUGCCCCUGCCACCACCGCCACCACCACCACCAGCUCCAAUAAUGCCUUGGAAUUGCCAACGAUUUCCGCAUAGCUGCUCUGUUCCUGGGAUACACCGUUGUAGUCAUGAUCGUGACUGUCCAGGAAGACAACGAUGCUGUUACCACAAUUGUGCCAGGGGCUGCAGAUAAGAAUUCCUUUUCUUCAUCAUACAACUUGCUGUGGACCAGAUGCAGAACAAGGACUUGUUGUGGCUUGUCAUUUUUCUAAAGGUGGAAACAGAACUGAAAUAUUUUGGAUAGGAAUUCUUUGUCCGUUAUUGCGCUAUUCCACCCAAAUUCGGUCUAAUUAUAUACAAUAAACAUUCCUUAAAGAAUGUAGUCCUCUAAUGACUUGGCCUUCUUUUUCCUUGAAUACUACAUGUAGUUGUUAUUCCUACAGAUGUGCAGUUUAAAAGUUAUGAAAUGGAAAUGGGCAAAAGAAAUGAAAUAUAUAAGUAGAUGAACAGUGGGUAAACAACAUAAGGAAGCAAAGAUUAUUCAGAACCAAAAUGUGAAUCCCUAAUCACUACUUAAACACUGUGGUAAACCCAGGUAUUAGUUCCAGCCAGAUCCAAUGGACACAUACACUGUUGACACAUAUAGUUUAGUAUGGAACUAAACCUUAGUAAUCUACAUUAUCUCUGACACUGAUGAUUGCAUAAUAGGUAAAGGUUUCAUCUUGAUAUUAAGACUAGUCAUGUCUGACUCUGAGGGUUGGUGCUCAUCUCCAUUUCUAAGCUGAAGAGAUGGUGUUGUCCGUAGACACCUCCAAGGUCACGUGGCUUGCAUGACUGCAUGGAGUGCCGUUACCUUCUUGCCAGAGCAGUACCUAUUGAUCUACUCACAUUUGAAUGUUUACAAACUGCUAAGUUGGCAAAAGCUGGUGCUAACAGCGGGAGUGCACCCUGCUCCCCGGAUUCGAACCACCCAACUUUCGGUCAGCCAGUUAAGCAGUUCAGCGAUUGCAUAAUAACAUACCAUAUUUACUCAAAUCUAAUGCUCACCUUUUUGGGCUAUAUUACCUUCCCAAAAUUAAGGUGUGCAUUUGAUCCAUAUAAUAGGGUAAUCUUAGUACUGAGCCUUAACAAAAGGGGAAGCUGGAGCACCUGGAGCUCCUAUUUGAGGGAUGUCAUCUCUAAUUUAAUUGCCAUACUUCAAUGCUUUACAAUGCUCUUUGGUAGCCCCCAUGAUCCCAAACUACAGCCCCUAUGACUCCAUAGCAUUGAGUUAGGGUAGUUAAAAGGGAUUCAUUCUACAGCAUAGAUGCACCCCAGGUUUUCUUUUCCAUAGCUGAAAGUUUUGGUCUUCCAAUACUUUUGUUUUCAAAGAAGGAGUUCUAAGCAGGCAGCUAAUGUAAUGCGCACAAUUUUGGCCAAAAUCCAAAGAGUGCACAUUUUGCUUCUGCACGUUACAUUUGGGAGCUAAUAAUGUUCUUGGUUUCAGGAUUUUGAAAAUUGAGGUGCACAUUAGAUUUGAUGGAACAUUAGGCUCAAGUAAAUAAGGGUAAUAAAAUCAUAUGAGAAAUGCAGCAAAAAUUAUGUGAAAAAGAUGCAAUGAGACUAUGGCAUGAGGAAAAGAUUUUACACUUGGUUUGAAAUAAAUUGUUUUAUCUGAAACAAUUUAAAAUUAGAGAGAGGAGAAAUAAAAGAAAAUUUGUUUGAGAUUGUAUGGAAACAGUUUAUAUAUGACAAAAUAAUAGCAGCUUUAAACCACUCUUACAUCAAGUGAUCUUUUGGAUAAAUGACUAGGGGAAAAUAUGACUAUUAUUAAUAAGAUUAGACAAUUAGGUAGAGGAUAAUUUAUUAGUAGGUUUGACAGGGGGGUACUUUGCAAAUGUCUAUGAGUUGGGGAGUGGUGGAUGAGAUAAAAGCAAGUUUUUACAUUAUGAUUUACUGUAAAAAAAAUAAUAAUCAGCUACCACAUUCUGAAUGUGAGCCAACCCUUAUGUGCCUGUUAUUGGCACAUAUGUCAUAGUUCAGAUUUUCUCCCUCCCUCUCAUACAGCUUUUGGCAAAAGCAAAACAAGUGGAAACUGUUUGACAAAUGUCCCAUUCCUAGUUUAUCCUUAAAUUGGGCUGGAGGAGGGAGGGAAAUAGAAAAGAAUGUCAAUGAGAAGGACUACACAACAGAACUCACUUAGCGAGAUGCACCGGCUGGGCAUGAGGGUGUGAGAUGAUGAUGAUGAUCAUCUCCUGACUCAUCCAUAUCAGUAUAAAGUGGACUUCAGCCUCCAGUGUUUGUGCCUGAGUCCUGCUGCAACCAUGAAGACACCGGCUGCCUUCCUUCUUGUGAGCCUCCUUGUCAUUUCCUUAGCAAUGCCUGCUGCAUCUGGCUCAUAUAUCCCAAGAAGGAAACCAGGACUUUGUCCGUUUGUUGCUGGAAGGUGCCGGAUGCUUGAUCCACCAAACAACUGUGAUUCUGACUACCAAUGCAUCAAUGAACUGAAAUGCUGUGAAGGAAUGUGUGGAAGAGACUGCGUCAAGCCAAUAUUUGUGUAAAUUUCCCGCAUCUCAUGGAUACCCAGCACCGACAUGAAUGUCCUGCACUUUUGAUUCCCAUGCUAUCCUAAUUCUUCUUCUAAUUAACAGAGGACUGGUACCAUAUUUAUACCUAAUAGGUAGAACUAGUUUUUCUCUUUCCUGGAAAUCCAUUACAACAGAUGGCUUUUGGACCAGCACCAGUUCAUGGAUCUGCACUUUGAGCAGCAUUUCCCUAUAUGAUGUUAUCUCAUCUGUGGCAUUUUUGUGACUGCAAGCCCCAAACCAAGUAUCACCAUAUUUCUGGGAAGGAAAAUAAUCAAUGAUUCCUUGAACUUUAUCUUCUGAAAAAAAUAAACCCAGCCUGAGGUCACGAACGGACACUCAUUAACAACAAUUUGUACAAGAUCUCCUGCUAAAUGAUUGAUUGAUCUGAAUAUGGAAGAAAUAUAUCCAAACCAAAAUCUAGGUGUGAACUAUUCACUAUUUGAAGAAAGGGUUUCUAAACAUCUGUGUUCAUGUUUUCAAUCCACUAUCCCCUUUUCCUACUGCUGUCAUCUUUAUCAAGCAUUACAUUAUUCCAUUGGCAAUGAUUACAUAAUAUAUGAUGGAAGAUAUACUGUAUACUUACUGUGCUAAUAUUCACUGGUUUUUACAAAAAUGUUCAGGCAAAAAUUCUACAACCAGAAUACUAUAUUUUUGAUAUGAAUUCCAUUGCAGUUUGAAUUCUGCAGGCCAUUGUUUUCACUAUGGAACCUCUUACUGCAACAUGAAGCAACCUUUUGGGAAAGGGAUAUGUAUUUUUCAUGAGAGGAGUUCUUAAAAUGAAAAUUAACCCUGUAAUUGGAGACAUUUUGAACUGCAUGAAUCUUUGCCAAUAAAAUAUUUUCUGCAGCA